AUAUUUCCGCGUACGUAGGGACGCUACCGAAAACAUUUUAUAUCAAUAAUCAGGACAGUUUGUGUAUAAAGAUCAUACACGUUUACAGUAACAUAAUUCAGUCUAUACAGCAUGAUUCGGUGUAUAAUUUUAGUUGCCAGUAUUUACCAUGUUUCAAUGACUUAUAUAUAUUAUAAACAGCUCAACAGACAUUGCCUCCCUUAUUAUGAUUGUGAACCAGGCAAUGAAAUCCAGCCAUGUACUAAAAACUUUACCCGUGAUCUAUGUGCUUCUUGUAUGGAUAGCAUGGAACAGCCAGAUUUGAUAUCGUCUUCGUUUGAUGGAGAUGCGAGUACUACUGCAUGCUUCACACCGAAGAAAGAAUGUCUGGCAAACGAUAUUACAUACAGUCGUCAUACCUCGAAAGCUUUGUGUGAUGGAUUAGACGGUUGCAAAUGCAAUACAGCAAACUGUUUUCAUGGAGAUGCCUGCUUAUGUGAUGAAAAAGUCGAAGGCUGUCCACCUAACACAACACUAAAUCGAUCGGGAGCAUGUAUUCCAUGUCCAGAUGGUACUUACAAGAAUGGAAGUGGAUGUGGUCCUUGUCGACAUUUCCAAAAGACAUAUCAAGAACCAUUUGUACCGUACAAUAUACCAAGCGAUACCAUCGAGAAGGACGCGUCUAAGAGCAUUCAUUUAUUUACUGAAAUCAUGUCUUCAUCAACAUUUUUACCUCUGCAAGUAAAUCCACAAACGUCAAAAGAAAAAGACAAUCUAUUGAUAAUUUUCAUUGUUAUCCUCGUAGCGUUGGUCGUACUAUUAUCAGUGGUUACCAUAGCGAUUUGUGUGAAGAGAUCGGGAUUUGUUUUGGCUGGAAUCUGUUGGACACAUGGCAACGUACAACCAGAAAAUGAUGAUGUACGACAAAAUAACGUUGAACUUGGAGAGGCUUUGCUUAAGCACAAAAAUGAAAAUGCAAAUAUCGAACUGAUGAAAGAUACGGGAAAUAAUGUGGCUGAUUAUCAAACCAAGGAGACCUCUCAUCAAUGUCCAACGUUCUCGCCAAAACCCGAGGAACCGCGAGAGUCUGUUGAUUCGGGAUGCCAUGAAGAAAAUAUAUCCGAUAUAGUAGUGAAUAACAUGUAUGCAGACCAUAAAAGCUCAACUGAUUCAGUAUUCUGUAAAGAUGAUACAGAAAUGUAUGAUUCAAAACAGCAAGGAAAAAACACUAAAGAUUCAAUGACAUCCUCUGUAUCAUCUUUUGAUGAUAAAAAUAAAUCAGAACAUGAUAGUGGAAGGAACAUUCCAAAACUGGACCUUUCUGGAAUAAAUUACAACACAAAAAACGAUUUGAAUUUAUCUGCAACUUGUAGUCCAGUCACUGUAAACUCCGAACCUCAUACUUUACAGCUUUUUCCAGCGAAUGUUCAAGAGCACCAAGGGGAUACUAGUGGCUAUAACACUCAAUCUGAACAAGAUAUUGUGCCUUCGAGUAGUUCACAAUCUGGGGAGUACAUGUCUAUGAAUGUUUCAACUCUUUACAGUGGGAGCGACACAAAUGAGACAAUACCCAGUAAUCUUGAGAACUAUAAUUUUAAAAUCAAAGGAAACAAUUCAAAUAGCAUUAGCGGCGAAUCAGAAACAGAUAUGAAACAUGCUGGUCCAAAGAGUGUUGACAGUGGGGUUUAUAAUAUAUAACAUCAUGUUGUAGAAUAAGACAACUAACACGCUAACAUCAGCUGAUAUUUGUGACAGAUUCGUAUCAAUUUGAUAAACCCUUAGGUCAGAGUUUACUGUUUGGUACGGUUGAAUAUAAGGACAUCUGAUGCGUGUUUGACAAAUUGACAAAUCGGGGUUGAAAUGCGUUGUGAAUUAUGAGAUUAAAUUCUGAAACAAAUAAUAUACAUUAUAUCAAUGCGAAAACCUUGAUAAAAAUACAAUUCAGAGUGCGUCAACUACGAAGGACGGAACUUUGGUCACGUUUUCCACCGAUGUGUUCAUUGCUAUCAAAGCUAACAAUGCCGUUUAUUUUUUUGUGGACAUUUGUUCCGUAAAAUAAAGCGUCGAGUUCGAUUACUUUUUAAUCAUAUUGUUAUCAUAAUAAUGAACACUGAAUAUCGAAAUGCAUUUUUACAUUUUCUGACCCUAAAUGAUUACAACAUUCAUCUUAUAAAAAACUACUUGCAAGACCCUGUAUUUAAUGUUAAUAUAUGGGAAUAUGGUGAGGGAAUGUCGAAAGAUUUUAAUAAAGAUGAUGUAGAAGAGAGAAAGUGAAGAGAAAGACACAUAUGAAAAUCAAUUAUUUCGAUAUUUAACGAUGUAAUUAUAUAUAUAUAUGUAAAUACAUUUAUAAUGACUGAAACUAAAAUCAUUUGUCAUA
This is a messenger RNA of Mytilus trossulus (common blue mussel), 2359 nucleotides long. RefSeq lists its product as uncharacterized. The transcript is spliced from 13 exons. Bases 112 to 1677 code for a protein of 521 amino acids. The record is from RefSeq and is a predicted model, not a curated record. NCBI's taxonomy places the organism in Eukaryota, Metazoa, Mollusca, Bivalvia, Mytilida, Mytilidae.